AUGAACAACCUAAUAGUUUUAAUACUCAUACGGUUGGUAAGAUCGAAGAUGUUGGGACACUUAGAAACACUAUCAAAUAUCCAAGUGGUUUGACCCUCUCGUAUGAUAAAACAAACCUUGGUGUUCUAGAGUUACCACCUACAGAUACCGGUGGUAAAUCUAGUGUAGACAUGAAAUUUGAUUCAGCAUUCAAGGUUACCAAUAUUGAGGGCCUUGUGAAGUUUUCUGGAGAUCUCUUAAAAGAAUCUAAAGUUACAUUUACGAUUAGUGCUAAUGAUCUAGUAGUGGACACAGAAGAUUUUAAUAUAACAGUAGCUAAUCUCAGCAUGAGCAAGGAAAUCACUAUUGAUGGAUUCGGUGGUUUACAAGACGUAACAAUCAGUGACAUUGAUCUAGCUAAUCACAAUGCUAUUGGAAUAAAAGCUAAAAUGAAAAACCCUUCAAAUGUUGGUAUGAAUAUGGGAGUAGUGAACUUCACCUUAACAGCAAUCACAAGUCACUUAACAGAGAAAACAGGACUUAUCGGACCAUUAGUUGCUAAUAAUCUUACAAUGCAAUCUAAAACGACAAAUGAAGUUGACUUUAUACUUAGUCCAACUAAUUUCGCAAACCUUUUUCAAUUGAUAUCUUGUGGAGGAUCUAUACUUAUUCAAGGAGUUUCAGUUAAACCGAGUACUGGAGCUAAUGUUCCAUGGCUGAAUAUACCGAUUCAGAACUAUAAAGUUAUUAAGCCUUUCCCCCCACUUUUGCCACAUGAAGUAAAUUCAUUACUCCAAUCAAUACCAGCAGGAGAAAUUGAUUCAAGCCAUGUCUGCUCCAACACAUCCAAAACCACAGACACACCGAAAGGAACAGCGACAAACGCACCGAAAAAAACAGAUCCACCGAAAGCUAAAGAAUCAAAUCCACCGAAAGCGAAAGAAUCAAAUCCACCGAAAGCGAAAGAAUCAGAUGCACCGAAAGCGAAAAAAUCAGAUGCACCGAAAAAACCAGAUGCACCGAAAAAAACAGAAGCACCGAAAGAACCAAAAGAACCAAACGAACCGAAAGAAUCAAAAGAAUCAAAAGAACCAAAAGAAAGACCUGGUUUAUUAACAAGAUCAAUAUUAGAAACGGGUGUGCCAAAUAUGAUUGUCAUAGAAAAAGAUGAUCGUUUUUUACCCGCUCUCACG
Racocetra fulgida is the source of this 1172-nucleotide messenger RNA. NCBI's taxonomy places the organism in Eukaryota, Fungi, Glomeromycota, Glomeromycetes, Diversisporales, Gigasporaceae. The record is from the annotation of a GenBank genome assembly.